UCGGUCUAACGUGACGUCACGUUCGUCAGCCUAGUUGGGUUAGGUUUUACGCUGGAUAUUCUAACGAGAAAUUUUUUGUUUGACGAUUGAUGUUUUCUCCGUGUCCGCCGUAAUUGUACGACGCUGAGUAUACGCGCAGUGACAGCUGGAGAGCGGUCGCGUUUCGCAGAGCGUACGAUCGCGAGGGGCUCGCGGACCAUUUCGGCGUAUAUGAGAUUUUAAACGGAAAAUGAGUCGACAUGAAGGGGUAAGCUGUGAUUCCUGCUUGAAGGGAAAUUUUCGAGGUCGUAGAUACAAGUGCCUUGUAUGCUACGAUUAUGAUCUAUGUGCCAGCUGCUUUGAAGGAGGUGCUAGUACCACACGUCACCUCACAGAUCAUCCUAUGCAAUGCAUACUUACUAGAGUUGAUUAUGAAUUAUACUAUGGUGGUGAAGGAGUGAGUGUGGAGCAGCCUCAAUCUUUAACUUGUCCUUAUUGUGCGAAAAUGGGUUUUACUGAAGCUACAUUACAAGAGCAUGUUGCUGCUGAGCAUCCUGAUACUUCGUUUGAAGUUGUUUGUCCAGUAUGUGCAGCAGUGCCAGGUGGAGAUCCUAAUCAUGUAACUGAUGAUUUUGCUGGCCACUUGACACUAGAGCAUCGUAGCGGACCAAGGGACCUGAUCUCCUUCCUGGAUGAACCAUCUGCAAGUAGGCAUGGAGUUAGACGGAUACCUCAUCCGUCUAGAGCUGUUGGAGCACCGCGCGCACGUCGGUCCAAUAUGCAUUUCAGUUCAUCUGGAGGAUUGAGCCCGAGUAAUCGGGAAGGUAUAGAUCCAAUUGCGGAAUUGCUGUCCCAAUUGUCAGGAGUACGUAGAAGCGGAGGUGGAAGUGGACAAAGUUCAUCGGCACCUUCGCAACUACAGCAAUUACAAAUGCAAUUGCAAUUAGAACGACAACAAGUCCGGGCUGCUAGACAACAACUCGAGCGAUUACCUAGUAGAAGACAGACACAAGUGAUUGGUUCCGUGAGUGGUGGCAGUGGAGGUGCUAGUGGUGGUACCGGUGGUCAUUCUACUGCUAUGGGGGCAUCAAAUACCAGUAGUAAUAAUAAUGCGACUAAUGCGGCCAAUCCACCUGGUAUAUCUUCUAUUAAUUCACAGAACAUUAUGUUCCUGUUACCCAGAUGCAUUACGACUACGCUGUCUGAUUCACAAUUGCAAAGUAUUGAACGCGAGAGUGCAAAUAGGAGUCUUUUUGCACGUGAACUUAUUGUUGCAACGCUUUCCCAAACAUUGCCAGAGUUGAUGCAACAGCAAUGUACUGUGCAAACGCCGGCAUCAAAUGCGACUACUGCCACGACCAGCCCUGAAACACCAAAUGCCAAUACUUCCAUUGUCCCCACGAAGAAAUCAAGUUUAGCUCAGGAAGCAAAGAGGGAACAAGCUACAAGUAAACACAUGACAACAUCUGUGCAACAAAAAGAAUCACAUAUUCUGCAGGCUGCUGCUGCUGCUACUACAACAACUAGUAGCAUGGGCUCAAGUCUGCAAAAUCAGGGCUUACCCCUGAAUCCUAAUAGCAUUGCAACGCAAAAUUCAACUAUAGUUCAAACAUUGAUACAAAGUUCUCUGUUACCUCCACAGCCUCCAUUGGUACUGCAGCCACCACUGCCGCCACCAAUUAGGAAUACUGGUACUGGAACUAUCAGGGAACCGAUAGCAGCUCCGGCGCCUGCUUAUGUCAGAGGUGGAGUAGGUUCUUCGCGUAGGAAGCCGGUUAGGGCUGUAGAUGGAAGAAACCAAUCUACGGAGCCACCACCCCCACACUAACCCCUUCUUAGCCUGUAUACCCACCCAUCCUGAUUCCUCACACAGGACCCUCUAGCACUAGUCCUAGCACUGUUUAGAACACCUCAUCAUUGUUAUUAUUAUAAUAUAUAUUAAUAAUUAUUCGAAACGCCCUCUCCUCCCUUCUUUCUCCUUUUUCUCCUCAUCCUCAUCCUCUUGUGCCCUGCUACUAUUACUACUUUUCCGAACUUUAAUCUCGCCAUCUUUGUUGUUAUGUGACAUGGAAUAAGGGCAAGAACUGAUUUGUGCUGGCCAUUGUGGCAUAUCUGUGGAAUAAUAAUGUACAUAACUCACUUCUUGCAGUCAUUCUUGGAAUAUAUAUAAUUCGUUCGUGGAUAUUAUUCUUCGAACGAAUCUUGCCACGUUCUUCCACACUGACAUUCUACUACAUGAUACGGCGUUAUCUCUUAUUCCCGUUGGAGAGCAGGUGUUGACGAAUAAACGUGCUGUAAAAAGAAAGACCUUACGAAGACAGCGACAUUAGCGUUCACUAUUCAGUUAUCAAAGUAUCGAAAGAAUAGGGAUGAAUACACGAGAAUAUGUAUUGUGACCUAGCAAAUCUAGACGAAUAUGUACAGGAAUGAAAUUUUUCAAAAUUACAUUAUGUACAUUAUAUAUGUUUGCUGUUACAAUAUAAGAAAAAAUGCUAACAACUUUGUUAAUUUAUAUACGCGGCAUAAAUUCUAUCGAACGAUCGACUGCUAAUGUGCUAUGUACUUUAAAACACGAUAUGCAUUCUCUUUUUCAAGUAAAAAUAUAUGAACGCCUGGGUUGGUCCGUAAUAUUAACGCUUUUAAAUUGUUAAAAACUAAUCUUCAGAUAACUUCUCCGGCGCACUAAUAGUGAAAGAUUAAUACACAAAACUAUUGUAGAGAUAAAUAAAUGAAUUGUCACGAAUGGUGUAACAAUGCAGAACAAUGUUACUGCAUAUUUUUCAGAUGACUACAUAGAUUUAAACCUCGUUAUAAUAGAGAGAGACUCCUCUGUAUGCUUUACAAUCAAUAAAUCAUUGGUAUAAUGUAUAAGAAAAUAUUAUUU
Messenger RNA from Nylanderia fulva, 2863 nucleotides. Its product is annotated as E3 ubiquitin-protein ligase KCMF1. Gene Ontology annotation, molecular function: zinc ion binding. Gene Ontology annotation, biological process: synaptic signaling. Gene Ontology annotation, cellular component: plasma membrane. The record is from RefSeq and is a predicted model, not a curated record. NCBI's taxonomy places the organism in Eukaryota, Metazoa, Arthropoda, Insecta, Hymenoptera, Formicidae.